This is a messenger RNA of Rotaria sp. Silwood1, 2248 nucleotides long. The record is from the annotation of a GenBank genome assembly. Lineage: Eukaryota; Metazoa; Rotifera; Eurotatoria; Philodinida; Philodinidae.
AUGUUUCGACGUAGUUGUCAUCGUUGUUGGUAUUCUAAUUCAAUAUCAGAAGAUGAUCAAAAUAGAAUAUCUCACUUAACUAAAUUUCAAUUAAUUAAACUUAUAACUUCUUGUGCUCUGCCUCUUGCUGUUGCUAUAUUUACUCUUGUAACAACACUUCAAAAUCGUCAAAUAGCUUUACAAAAUCGUCAGCAAGAUUUAUUAGAAAGUGAAGAUGAUCAACGACAAAGUUUUUUUGUUAAUUAUAUCAAUGAUAUAUCACGUUUUCGAGAUCAAAAUAUUGAAAAUUUAACAAAUAACUAUAAUAAACUACUUUAUAUUCGAACAAAAACAUUAACAACAUUAAGAAAAUUAGAUAAUGAACGUAAAAAAUAUAUAUUAUUAUUUCUUAAAGAAAGUUCAUUAUUAAGUGAAGAUGAACAAAGUUUAUUAAGUGGAGCAGAUUUUAAUGGAAUUAAAAUUGAUCAUAAUGAUUGUGUUUUUAGAAAUGUUAUUUUUUCUGGUGUUUAUUUUCAACAAGUUUCAUUUAUGAAUUGUCUUUUUGAAAAUGUAACAUUUCGUUAUGUAGAUUUUCAUGAAGCCGUUUUAUCACAUUCAAUAUUUUAUUUAACUUAUUUUAUUUCAUGUCGAAUGGAUUAUGUUAAUUUUCAAGAAUCAGUUAUAUCGGAAUCAUAUUUUAAUAGUUCAUCAUUAAGUUAUACAGAUUUUCGUCAAGUUAAAAUAGAUUUUGUUAAAUUUUAUAAUGUUAAUUUAACAAAAGCAAGUUUUUCCGAUAAUCCAAUUCAAACGCAAUAUUCACUUAUUCGAAAUUCUCUUUUACCAAAUGGUACAUUUUCAACCAUUGAUGAUAUCAAUAUUAUUUCGAAUUUAUGUACAUCAUUUGAGAAAUGGUCUCCGAUACCGAUCGAUGGCAUUAAAGUUGAUAAUUGUACAUUUGUUAUAAAGAUUUCUAAUACUACUAUAGCUCGAUAUAUAAGAAGACCUUUUAUUGAUCGUUCAGUACUUAUUGGUGCAGAACAAGCUGACUUCUUAUUAGAAUUAAAACAAAAAUAUACAAUGAUGUAUAUUUCAAUUAUUAUUUAUUUUGUUGGUGUAGAACAUGGAGUGUUUGAAACACAACAAUUUGGUAAGUUAAAUAUAAAAAUAGUUUUUAUAGUGUAAAGAAAAAGAUGAAUGUACUAAUGAUGAAAUCAACUGAAGUGAUUCGUCGAUUUUGAACUCAUAUUUUGAUUUUAUAGAGCAGACAUCUACACUAGAAUAACCACACAAGGAUCUGGGUAUCAUAGAAUAGGAUACAAACAAGAAAAUAGAAGAAAAAAUUUCUCACUUGAAGCUUUAUGUGUAAGUAAAUAUUGUCAAGGUUCCAAUGAAAAUGUUCGCUUUCUUCUGGAAAAAUCGAACUUUCAAAAAUCUGAUUAGAUUUUAUACAUGAUCAGAAAAAAUUCAAGCUUUUUGAACAUUAAAUAUUUCAAGAAUAGAGCAAUUUUUAGGAUAUUCUUAAGAUCAUGACUCUCAUCGGUAGAUAAAAUUUUCAAAUCAAAAUUCUUGCAGACUGUUUUUACUAAUGGCUUGAUUCUUUAAUAAUAAUCUAGCAUAACUAUCAUGACCCUGUAUAGGAACUCUAUAGAAUUGAAUUCUUAGGAAAUUAGUCGAGGCUGAACGUUUCCUCUCUAUAUUCAAAGUAUAAGCACACAAAUGAUGAAUCACUUUUGAUGUUUUCCUCUUUAAUAGAAUCAAAAAACAAACAACAAAAUGUCCAUUUUAUGUAUUAUCAUUGAAAAUUUUUCUAAAAUUUUACUAGGUAAAUAAUGAGAAUAUUUUGAUGACAUAUCUAUCUUUCACUUUUUUUUCAUGUAAAUAGACUGUUUGUCCAACAACAAUCUGAUUUGUCAACAUCGUUUUCAUAUUCCAUUGUAUACACGGCAAGUUUUCUUAAAAAUUCAAUUCAAUACCAUUGAUGGUUCUGUUGAACAAAUAUCUUAUUCAAUUAGGAGAAUAAAAUCUGAUGUCUUAUGAAUUUUUUUUCUCUCGAUGCUUAUGUUAAAAUAUAUAUAAACAGAUAUUUUAAACAUUGUAAAAGACAAUUCAAUGAAUUAUAUGAUAUUUUGUCUAAUAUUAUUAUUCAACUUUUGUAAAUUGAAUUUGUUUUUGAAAAACUUUAACUCAAAAAGAAAACCAGCUAUUGUAUGAUAUGUUUGUUGUGGACUUCUACAUCACAUAUACAAAUAAGUUUAACAGAUUUACUUUU